CCCCGGGACACUGUUCCUCUUGCAGGUGAGCCCUCCCGGUGGUCCUCGUCCCACUGCGACUGCUGCUGCAAGAACGGCAAGGGCGACAAGGAGGGAGAGAGCGGCACGUCGUGCAACGAGCUGUCGACGUCGAGCUGCGACAGCCAGUCGGAGGCCAGCUCCCCCCAGGAGACCGUCAUCUGCGGCCCCGUCACCCGCCAGCCCAACAUACAGACUCUGGACCGGCCGGCCAAGAAGGGGCCGGUGCAGCUGCUGCAGCAGUCCGAGAUCCGGAGGAAGAGCGACCUGCUCCGGACUCUCACCUCCGGCUCCCGCGAGUCCAACUCCAGCAAGAAAAAAGCGGUGAAGGAGAAGCUGUCCAUCGAGGAGGAGCUAGAAAAAUGUAUCCAGGAUUUCCUCAAAAUCAAAAUCCCAGACAGGUUUCCGGAAAGGAAACAUCCCUGGCAAUCCGAACUGCUGCGGAAGUACCACCUAUAGGCUCAGGGUGGGGAAAGCACACGACCUUAUUACCAUUAGGGCAAGAUUCUAAGUGAUACGAAAAUAAUUCCCGAUAUAAUUAUUUGUUAGGUCACCAAAAAAAAAAAAAAAUAUCCAUCUCUAUAGUACUGCCUAAUUUGCCUAUUUCACCUUAACAUUUAUAGUCAUAGGGUAACGAUAUUUUUCCAGUCGUGGAAGCACAAUGACAAACGCUUUUGUUUGUAAACUCUGAGUCUUACACAAGCUGAAUACCUUAAGGGCACGACCAUAGCGACAACAAGAGAUGCUCACGUGCGGAUGCUGCCGGCGCCGGUGGGAACACGGCCCGUGAGCAGGCAGUGUCCGGGGUGUCUGUGGACUGCAUGCCUUCUGCGUUCUCCGUGUAGUGCGUUUGUUGGGAGGGACGUACACAGCUCAAAGACACAAGCUAUGCCAUGACAGUUUACCUUAAGCAUGUGUAUGUAUAUAUAUGUGCAUAUAUAUAUGUGUGUAUAUAUAUCUCUGUGUAUAUAUAUAUGUAUAUAUAUAUCAAUAUAUAUUGCUUAAAGAUUUUCUGGCUCUCUCCUUAUAACUGCACUUUCUCAGAAAAGAGCAUUUUUUAGCAGUCUGUGGAUGUUCCGUUUCUUCUUCAGGUCUUUGAGGGUUGAACAGUAGAAAACCCAUCUGGCUGUCUCUCCCCCACGCUCGCUCUCUUCCCCCCUCUCCGAGACACUGUAAAUGUGUUUCAGUGGAGACCAGGGCACAGCGUGUGGGUCUUUGUUGCUGUCAGCAAAAUAUUCCGUGUGGUUUUGGUGAUCUCGUUCCCUCUGUGUCCUCCCUGCGCCUCUUGUCGUGUUUGUCAAGGCUCUGCGGUGCCAGCGGGUUAAACGCGUGAUGAUCCCGGUCGGAAAGCCGUAGGAAUUCUUCCAGGGUCGCGUGCGGUGCAGGCGGAGCGGCCGUGCUGGCGAGGGCGGCUGAUUUCGGCAGGCGUGCCGGGCGCGCGUGGCCCCAGCUGGCAGGGCAAGCGGCACCGGGUCCUGCCCGGCACGGGAGCAAGCACAAGCGAUGAUCCACCUCCAGCCGCGGGCAGCGUUUGCCUGGCGGGGGACGGAGCGCGGGAGGACGGGAGCGGCGCCGCUCCAGCGGGAGCGUUUCCAGAGAAAGCGGCCGCCCCGCAAGGCCGUACCCCUGCUCCCCGCUGCAGACGCCCGUCUCGGUGUCGGUUCCGUCCGCAGCCGGUGGCACGACGUAAGCAGCAAACUGCACCCCGUGUCGCGUGUUCGCCACCGCACGCCGGCCGGGGAGCCCUGGGAAAGGCCGGUCCUGCGCUGACCAGAGCGGGGGUC
Messenger RNA from Grus americana (Whooping crane), 1802 nucleotides. Its product is annotated as BTB/POZ domain-containing protein KCTD16-like. The annotation marks the transcript as partial. Lineage: Eukaryota; Metazoa; Chordata; Aves; Gruiformes; Gruidae. The transcript has a single exon. The record is from RefSeq and is a predicted model, not a curated record.